UUUUCCAUAACCAUGAACACGUACCCUUACAACUGUCGUGCAUAAAUUCCCCAUAAUAACAAGCUCGAAACACAAGGAAAAACACAACCCACAAACCCGAGAUCUGAUCAAGAUGGGUAGAUCUAACGAGCAAGAUCUGCUUUCGACCGAGAUCGUUAACCGGGGGAUCGAACCCUCUGGUCCGAACGCCGGUUCCCCGACGUUCUCGGUUAGGGUUCGGAGACGCUUACCGGACUUUCUCCAAUCGGUUAACCUGAAGUACGUGAAAUUGGGUUACCACUACCUAAUAAAUCACGCGGUUUACUUGGCCACCAUACCGGUUUUGGUGCUCGUGUUCAGCGCUGAGGUUGGGAGCUUGAGCAGAGAAGAGCUUUGGAAGAAGCUUUGGGACUACGAUCUCGCCACAGUCAUCGGAUUCUUCGGUGUCUUCGUGUUGACAGUUUGUGUUUACUUCUUGUCUCGGCCUCGAUCUGUUUAUCUUAUCGACUUUGCUUGCUACAAGCCUCCUGAUGAGCUCAAGGUGACGAAAGAGGAGUUCGUAGAGCUCGCAAGAAAAUCAACGAAAUUCGACGAAGAAACCCUAAGCUUCAUGAGCCGAAUCCUCAAAUCCUCGGGAAUCGGCGACGAGACCUACGUGCCGAAAUCGAUAUCUUUGCCUGAAAAUAUCUCGACGAUGAAAGAAGGACGAUUAGAGGCAUCGACGGUGAUCUUCGGAGCCCUGGACGAGCUCUUCGAGAAGACACGUGUCAAGCCCAAGGACAUCGGAGUUCUUGUCGUUAACUGCAGCAUCUUCAACCCGACACCCUCGUUGUCGGCAAUGGUAAUAAACCAUUACAAGAUGAGAGGGAACAUUUUGAGCUACAACUUGGGAGGAAUGGGAUGCUCGGCAGGGAUCAUAGCGGUUGAUCUGGCGCGUGACAUGUUACAGUCGUGCCCUAACAGCCACGCGCUGGUGGUCAGCACCGAGAUGGUCGGUUACAAUUGGUAUGCCGGGAAAGACAGGUCGAUGCUGAUACCCAACUGCUUCUUUAGGAUGGGUUGCUCCGCCGUGUUGUUGUCCAAUCGCCGCCGCGAUUUCCGCCGGGCUAAGUACAGGCUCGAGCAUAUUGUACGGACGCAUAAGGGCGCCGACGACCGCAGCUUCAGGAGUGUGUACCAAGAAGAAGAUGAACAAGGCUUCAAGGGUCUGAAAAUAAGCAAAGACCUAAUGGAAGUAGGAGGGGAAGCCCUAAAGACAAAUAUCACCACACUCAGUCCACUUGUCCUCCCGUUCUCGGAGCAGCUCCUCUUUUUCGCCGCCUUACUCCGCCGCAAAACCUUGUCCCCCGCCACAGAAACCGCCUCCUCGGUCCUCGCCAAGUCCUCGUCGUCCGCCUCCUCGGCCAACAAGCCCUACAUUCCCGACUACAAGCUCGCCUUCGAGCACUUCUGCUUCCACGCCGCGAGCAGAACCGUCCUCAACGAGCUUGAGAAGAACCUCGGUCUCAGCGGCGACAACAUGGAGGCUUCGAGGAUGACACUGCAUAGGUUUGGAAACACGUCUAGCAGCAGCAUUUGGUACGAGCUAGCUUACUUGGAGGCCAAGGAACGAGUCAAGAGAGGCGACAGGGUCUGGCAGAUCGCUUUCGGGUCGGGUUUUAAGUGCAACAGUGUGGUCUGGAAAGCGAUGAAGAAGGUGAAGAAGCCGGCGAGGGACAAUCCUUGGGUCGAUUGCAUCGAUCGUUACCCCACUGAUAUAUGAAUCAAUGCUUAUUGUCUUUCAGUCUGCGAAGUUUCUUCCGGCACAACAAGAAAAGAGUGUCGGUGAAAUGCUGUGAUGAUCAAGCCCUAGCUAGGGUUUGGAGGUUUCAUCUUUCUCUUUUACUACUAUCUAAUUAUCGAUUUGGAAUAUGCAAGGAGAGGAUAAAAAUGUUGAUUUGAAAUUAAAGGGAUUUGAUGUAUUAUAUA
Messenger RNA from Tarenaya hassleriana, 1947 nucleotides. RefSeq names its product 3-ketoacyl-CoA synthase 10. Lineage: Eukaryota; Viridiplantae; Streptophyta; Magnoliopsida; Brassicales; Cleomaceae. Gene Ontology annotation, cellular component: membrane. The record is from RefSeq and is a predicted model, not a curated record. Gene Ontology annotation, molecular function: acyltransferase activity, transferring groups other than amino-acyl groups. Gene Ontology annotation, biological process: fatty acid biosynthetic process. The coding region runs from base 113 to 1741 and encodes 542 amino acids. The transcript has 4 exons.